GGCGAACACAAUUUUGAUUGGUCACUUGAGUCACAUGGUUUAUCCGCCAUUGCGUACCCACGCUGGGCGAGGAAGAGGGUGGAGUGCUCUGUGCUGAUGCUGACAGCUGAACAGUAGGUUAAGGGAAUGUAUCAAAUUAUAAGUUGAAAUGGGUCGUACCUGUAAAGUAGAGGGUUGCAAUGUUCGGGAAGGUCAGGGAAAGAAGCUCUUUCGCUUUCCUAAAGAUCCUGAGAGGCGUGCUGUUUGGGUGUCGAGAACUGGGCGGAGAUUUUGGCAACCUAAAGCUUCUAGCUGCGUUUGUGAGGAUCAUUUUGAUAUAACACAAUGGGAAACAGUGCGUGAAGAUGGAUCCAAAGUCUUACGGCAUUGUGCAAUACCUUUACCUGUAGAAAAUAAUGAAAAUAUCUGUUUGAUAACACAUGAUCAUGGGUACGCUGUCAGCGCAUGUCAACGUCAUCCCUUUCGAGACCUCACCACACAAGUGAACCGCUUACCUCAUGACCAUGGUUAUGCCUCAAUUCAGUCAUCAAAAUCCAUCCUAGUUGCAGAAAGCCAAGUGAUAGCCAGACCAAGCAACAUUGCAGUAGAAAGUAUACCACAUCACGUUGUAAAUCAGGAUCUCACCUCUUCUCUUUCUCAUAACAUCUCUGUUAUGUUCAAUGUUAUGGAUUAUUCAAAAGAAAUUGACCAUGAAUCCUCCUCUGGAUUUUCUACUGUAAACUGUAAUAGUGAUGAUCUCGAGCCACUAUCUAUUUUAGCUGACGUCUGUGCUGCCUCUGAACCGAUUCUAUCCAUUAAAAAGUCUAAGUCAUCAAUGAUUCAAGAAUUACACGAUCAGCUAAAAAAACAAAAGGAAGAAAUAGAAGUCUUACAACAUAAUAAUAAGCUUCUGAAUAUUAUAACACAAAAGGUGACAAAGAAAUUUAAUACUCUAAAGUCUACUUACAACAAAUGCAGGCUUAGAUUCUUGCGAGAACAAAGCAAAGCAAAGUUCCCUCUAAUCUUAAAAUCAAGACUACGUGCUGAUCAGAUUGAAGCUUUGAGAAGAAAGUCCAAUCGUGGUUUUAAGUGGAGUUCAGAAAGUAUUAAGGACGCUCUUAUGUUCAAGACAAUGUGGGGUACUACAAGUUUUACUAAUUUUGUGAAUUAUCUACCUAUCUUUCCAUCAGCGAGAACCUUGCAAAGAGCAGUUGAACACAUUCAGUUUGAAAGUGGUAUUUUAGAUGAAGUCUUUAACAUGCUUAAACCCGCACUGGAUUAA
Molecule: messenger RNA, 1261 nt
Organism: Monomorium pharaonis (pharaoh ant)
Lineage: Eukaryota; Metazoa; Arthropoda; Insecta; Hymenoptera; Formicidae
Exons: 4
Coding region: 149-1261 (370 amino acids)
Molecular function (GO): sequence-specific DNA binding
Source: RefSeq, a predicted model, not a curated record